Vigna radiata var. radiata (mung bean) is the source of this 390-nucleotide messenger RNA. RefSeq lists its product as uncharacterized. The transcript has 2 exons. NCBI's taxonomy places the organism in Eukaryota, Viridiplantae, Streptophyta, Magnoliopsida, Fabales, Fabaceae. The record is from RefSeq and is a predicted model, not a curated record. Bases 1 to 390 code for a protein of 129 amino acids.
AUGGCAAAGCUAGAUGACAUACUUCAACAGUUUAUGCAAGUGUCCAUCUCCAAUCAUAAAAGCAUUGACGCUGCAAUCAGAAGUUUGGAGAUACAGAAGGCGCUUCCUCCCAAAUUUAAAGAUUCAGGAAGUUUCACUAUUCCGUGCACCAUUGGAGACUGUGAUGUAGGGAAAGCUCUUGUUGACUUAGGGGCUAGCCUCAAUUUGAUGUCCCUAUCUAUGCUAAAUAAGAUUGGUGGUCUUGAAGUGAAGCCAACAAGAAUUAUGCUUCAGUUGGAAGAUAGGUCCAUCAAAUACCCUUAUGAUGUGGUAGAAGACGUAGUGGUGAAGAUUGAUAAACUCCAAUUCCUGGUGGACUUUGUAGUGAUGGAGAUGGAGGAAAAUGCAUAA